UACGUCUGCUCAGCGCUCAACCUCUUGCCGACCAGGACCCUCAGAGACCUUGAACUUCACGUCAUUGAUAUCAAUACAUCUCCCAUGAGCCAUCAAGACCCAGUCCAAAACCAGUUUACUUGGCCCGACCUCCCUUACUUCCAGAAUCUAAGGUCCCUCAAACUCUUCGGUCUUUGUGAUCCCAUGAGCCGGUUAGCGCGCGAUAUUGCAAGAGUUCUAAUUGCCUCACCCCAACUCAAGAUCCUUGGUUUAGGUAUGCACAUGUGUGACUUCAUCAUGAGAUUCGGAAUGCCUGGACUUGGCGACGGUACCAACAACAAGCUCCUUAUUAAGGAAAUCAUCGAUGAGAUGCAGAAGUUGAGAGUGGCAGACGAGUCUCAGCUAGAGCUAGAGGAACUAUGUCUAGGACUUGGAGGACUUCCGGGGUCACCACUUCCAGUCGAGCAGGCGAUCCGUGAUAUUUCGCCUCUCACAAGAUUGGAGAAGCUGCAAGUCCUACAAUUGAUUAACGGUGAUGGUGUGCACACCACCUUCACAAUAGAUUCAGAGGCCUUCUACCCAUGUACAAGCCUGAGACGUUUGGUUGUCGACAUUCUCAACGAUGACAUCUCGGAUAUAAUACAGACGUUACACUCUUCUUCAAGCAAUCUUGUCGAGAUUCAAAUUCGUCGUACUCAUUCCCAAGCACGGAAACUCCAUCUUGGUCCACAAUAUCAAAUGAUGCCGGUCGAGCCGGGACUAGCAUUACUCAAAACGCUCGGGACGGAUUGGGUCAAAAUGCAUCUAGAGAUGCCAUCGGCCCUCGAAAGUCUGUUCCGUUUUCAAGAGAAUGACAGGACGUAUGCGAAGUUGGAAGAGUUAUCUUUGUUUCUGACAGUAGGUCCUAAUGGAACUGUUUAUGGUUUGAUUGGACCAGUAGAACACAGACAAUGGGCCCUCCUCCGCACCAGCCUCGUCAAUCUCCCUUGUCUCCGUCGCCUACUCCUUCGAUUCGACUGCCCCGUCCCCAAAUCUGUUGCAUCUUCCCUAGCAUCUACUCUCUUCUCUGCUCAUGAGGAUUUCAUGCACUUCCAGAACUUACCUUCAAACUUUACUUAUAUCACUUUGAAAUCGUCGGAAAGUGAGUUUUUUAGUUUUAGGAGGAUAUUUGUCCCGGGUAGCAUACCAAUAGGUGUUGAGACUAGGAGAAGGGCGUGGAGUCUGGUCGAUGUUCCGAGGGACGAGACAAAUGAUUGGAAUUGGGAUGUAACACACGAACCACCCGAACCACAUCAACGUUACUACUCCUCGGAGUUUUGAUAUCGCGAGCAGAAUUUCAGGGGAAUACCCACCUUGGUACAGGUACAGCAUAUAAUAGCGGGAUUAGGAGAAAAAUUGGUAUGGAAAAUCUUUGGAGUCAGGUUCUUGAAGUAUACAAAUUGGGACAUUCUGGAAAAUCAAUAUGGUAUAUGGUGCGCGCCACUCGUCCUAAAGAUCGAGACCUGAAAAUGCAAAAUCAACGCUAAUUCCACU
Mollisia scopiformis is the source of this 1512-nucleotide messenger RNA. RefSeq lists its product as uncharacterized. The record is from RefSeq and is a predicted model, not a curated record. The transcript has 3 exons. Lineage: Eukaryota; Fungi; Ascomycota; Leotiomycetes; Helotiales; Mollisiaceae. The coding region runs from base 85 to 1299 and encodes 404 amino acids.